AUGUAUACCUUAUUGAGUGGCUUUCACAAAUACCUUACGCGUAGAGAGGAAUUUUAUAUUGUCAUACUUGGACUUGAUAAUGCCGGUAAAACGACACUAUUAGAGCGUAUCAAGUCUAUAUUUCUUGGAGUUAUGGGCCUUUCGCCCGAUAGGAUUGCACCAACAGUAGGUUUAAAUAUUGGAAAAAUAGAUGUAAACAGAUCACGAUUAAAUUUUUGGGAUUUGGGAGGGCAACGUGAACUACAUGGUAUUUGGGAAAAAUAUUAUUCUGAAUGCCAUGCCAUCAUAUUUGUUGUUGAUUCAACUGAUAAAGAACGAAUCGAAGAAUGUAAAGAAACUUUUGAAAAAAUAAUUACAAAUGAAGAAGUUGAAGGAGUCCCAGUAUUGAUGCUAGCAAAUAAGCAGGAUUUACCAAAUUCUUUAAAAGUUGAAGAAAUUAAAGAAGUUUUCAAUAAAAUUGCGCUAAAAUUAGGAGCAAGAGAUUCUAGAGUAUUACCAAUAUCGGCUUUAGAAGGGGAAGGUGUGCGUGAAGCAAUAGAUUGGUUAUGUUUAAGAUUACAGCGUAAUAAGCAAAAUAGGCCACCAAUAUUCAAAUGA
This is a messenger RNA of Dentiscutata erythropus, 597 nucleotides long. The record is from the annotation of a GenBank genome assembly. NCBI's taxonomy places the organism in Eukaryota, Fungi, Glomeromycota, Glomeromycetes, Diversisporales, Gigasporaceae.